UCGCGCAGAGGCCGAAACGCACGCGGACGGUGUUUUGAUAAAUUUUCUGCUGAAGAAAAAUAAAAAAUAAAAAAUUGGAAAAAAGUUUUAAAUUACAAAAAAAUUGAGUGAAGUGCAUUGUGUUUGGCGGGUUGUUAGUGUUGUUGUUACAAACUCGAAUUCGUGUGUUGGCGGGUGUGCGUUUUCAAGCUGUGAAGUCAGUUAAAUUUUGUAAAUGUCCGAGAAGUCGAAGCAGUGUGAUUUGUGACGAGUUUUUUACGCCUUUCAAAACUGAAAUUAUUGAGCGCAACGAGUUAUCUCGUAUGUAAAAUACUAAGAAAAUUAAAAAAAGACGUAACUAAUUGGAACGCGCAUUAUUUGUUGCAAAAAUUAAUUUGCAAAACAAACAAAAGAUACGCAAUCGGCGGCGGCACAGAGCCACAUACAAACAGCUCAAAUAAACCGAAUUGAAAAAGAAGAAGCGCCGCGGUAGAGGGUGCCUGUGUGUGUGUACAUAGUGAAUGCGCCAACCACUGCCCAGCUAAACGAGCACACAGCAACUUCGCGCGGAGUCACUUGGCUGCUCGUGAAACUCGUUUAGAGCGCAACAAAAGUUUGCAAAAAGCCAGAAACGCCGCGCCAGUGCGACACUGACGACGUACGAACGAAAAGCGAACUUUCGCACCGCGCAUUGCUGCCGCAGCCACUUGCAAUCAAACAUAACCAGCGACAAAUGUGCACACGAAGCUCGCGCAGUGUGUAGUGUAGUUAACUGCMAACGCGCCGCGCACGCGCAAAUCGAGUAACCAAAUAUUCGCCUUCCUGUUGGCAAAUGUGUGUGUGUUCACAUAAAUAAGUGCUCUACUAAUUACGAAGUGCAAUAUAAAUUUGAAAUUCGUGAAACAAGAAUUUUUUUUUGGUGCCAAAAAGCUGCAAAUUAAACGAGAAGCCAAAAUACUGAAACAACUUCAACUUCAACGUCGUUAACGCUUCGCGCUGGACUACGCGUCUCUGUAGAAUGCCGUUGCAGUGUCAGCGCUCCUGCUGUCGUAGUCGUUGUUGUUGUUGUUGAGCAUAAAAUGCAAUUACUUACGCUGGAGAGAUUGACGCCACUGCUGCUGCUGUUGCUGCACUUCUCCGGCUGCGUCGUCGAGACGGCGCUAGCGGCGCGCAAUCCCCGACAGGGUGGUGGCGGUGGCGGUAAAAAUGGCCGGGCGGAACGCUAUCGCGGCUCACAGCAAGCGGCGCGCAAGCGUCACAACAGCAUGGGCGGCAAUGGUGUGGGUGGCGUUAACGGCGCAGCGGCGCUUGCGCAAAACCAUGAGAACAAUCAUACGGAGUUUGUGAAGGGAAAAAUUUGCAUUGGCACGAAGUCCCGUUUGUCUGUGCCUUCGAAUCGUGAACAUCAUUACCGAAAUUUACGCGAUCGCUACAACAAUUGCACCUAUGUGGAUGGCAAUUUGGAGUUGACCUGGUUGCAGGAACCCGAUAUGGAUCUGAGCUUUUUGGAGAACAUUCGCGAAGUGACCGGCUACAUACUCAUCAGUCAUGUGGACAUACAAACUGUCGUAUUUCCAAGACUACAAAUCAUCCGUGGCCGCACUUUGUUCAAUCUCAAUGUGCAAGAUCAACAAUAUGCCCUGUUCACUGCCUACUCGAAAAUGUUCACACUUGAAAUGCCUGCACUCAGAGACAUACUACAAGGCUCUGUGGGUUUCUUCAAUAACUUCAAUUUGUGUCACAUCAAAUUGAUCGAAUGGAAGGAGAUCAUCUCGGGUCCCGAUGAUCGCUUCACCUAUGUGUAUAACUUUACGCCACCGGAGCGUCAGUGUCCCAAGUGUCACGAGUCGUGCGAGCGCGGUUGCUGGGGCGAAGGUCCCAACAAUUGUCAGAAGUUCAGCAAGAUAAAUUGUUCGCCACAAUGCGCGCAAGGUCGGUGCUUCGGCUCACGUCCGCGCGAGUGCUGCCAUCUUUUCUGUGCCGGCGGUUGUACGGGCCCCACACAGCGUGAAUGUAUUGCUUGUAAGAAUUUCUACGAUGAUGGUGUUUGCAAGGAAGAAUGUCCACCUAUGCAGAAGUAUAAUCCUACCAAUUAUUUGUGGGAGAUGAAUCCGGAAGGUAAAUAUGCUUAUGGUGCGACCUGUGUGAAGGAAUGUCCCGAACAUUUGCUGAAGGAUAAUGGUGCAUGUGUGCGUAGUUGUCCGGCAGAGAAGAUGGCUAGGGAUGGUGAGUGUGUGCCAUGUAAUGGCCCUUGUCCCAAGACAUGUCCCGGCACACCGGCGCUACAUUCGGGCAAUAUUGACACAUAUAAAGGUUGUACAGUGAUCGAAGGUUCAGUACGUGUUUUGGAUCAGACCUUCUUUGGCUAUCAGCACAUUUACUCCAAUAACUCGUUUGGUCCACGCUUCAUUGCCAUGCAUCCAGAUCGUUUGGAGGUGUUCUCCACAGUAAAAGAAAUUACUGGCUAUUUGGAUAUUGAAGGUGCACAUCCGGCUUUCAAAAACCUUUCAUACUUCCGUAAUUUGGAGGUGAUACAUGGACGUCAGUUAAUGGAGAGCUACUUUGCUUCCUUAUCGAUUGUGCGUUCUUCUCUGGAAAGUUUGGAGCUGCGCAGUUUGAAGCGCAUCAACUCUGGCGCCGUGGUUAUCCAGCAGAAUGACAACAUUUGUUUUGUUAGCGACAUCGAUUGGCAGAAGGUGCAAAAGUCGGUGGACCAUGGUGUAGUGAUCGCACGGAAUCGCAACGAAACCGAAUGCAAAUCGGAGGGCCUUGUAUGCUCGGAUCAAUGCAACAAGUCUGGCUGCUGGGGUAAAGGUCCCGACCAGUGUCUGGAAUGCAAGAACUUCGCCUUCAAUGGCACCUGCAUCGCCGAUUGCCAUAAUAUAACAAACGCUUAUCAAUUCGACAACAAGACCUGCAAAGAGUGUCACCCCGAGUGUCGCACUUGUUCGGGUCCAGGCGCCGACCACUGCGAAGAGUGUGUGCAUGUACGCGAUGAGAAACGUUGCGUCACAGUGUGCCCGGACAAAAAAUACUCCGAUUAUGGCAUUUGUCGUACUUGUCAUGAAACUUGUGAGGGUUGCACGGGACCUAAGGACACAAUCGGACCGGGCGGUUGCAAAACAUGUAAUCUCGCCAUCAUCAACAGUGAUACGACAGUCGAACGUUGUUUGCUUAAGAACGACAAAUGUCCGGAUGGUUAUUAUUGGGAAUAUGUGAAUCCCCAAGAACAAGGCAAUCUGAAACCAUUGGCCGGCAAAGCAAUUUGCCGCAAAUGUCAUCCACGUUGUGAGCUCUGCAAUGGCUACGGUUUCCAUGAGCAGGUGUGCUCGAAAUGCGCCGGUUACAAGCGCGGCGAGCAAUGUGAGGACGAAUGCCCUCCCGAUCAUUAUGCUGAUGAAACCCGUCGUGAGUGCUUCGAAUGUCACCCCGAAUGCAAGGGUUGCACCGGACCAAGCGCGGAGGAUUGCAUCGCUUGCCGCAGCUUCAAAGUCUUUGGUUUUGGCGAUCCCAAUGAUAACACAACCAUCUUUAACUGCACCUCUAAAUGUCCAGCCGAGUAUCCAUAUGUGAUUUAUCAGUCCACUGAUAUUGGCACAUAUUGCUCGGAAGUACCUGGUAAAGGCACUAAACUCACCGCCGGCGUCGACAGCUAUAUCUUCAUCAUCGUAGCGUUCAUUGUGUUUGUGGUUAUGUUUUGCAUGUGCAUCGUCUGUUAUGUCUGUCGUCAGCGCACUAAAGCCGAGAAGGAGGCGGUAAAAAUGACACGUGUGCUUAGUGGUUGUGAAGACGCCGAACCGCUGCGACCAUCGAAUAUCUCACCGAAUCUAUCGAAAUUGAGAAUCGUCAAGGAUGCGGAGUUACGCAAAGGCGGAGUGCUUGGCAUGGGCGCAUUUGGUCGUGUGUUCAAGGGUGUUUGGGUGCCGGAGGGCGAGAAUGUCAAAAUACCUGUGGCCAUCAAAGAGCUGCUAAAGGCUUCUGGCGCCGAAUCCAGCGAAGAAUUUCUACGCGAGGCCUAUAUCAUGGCAUCGGUUGAACAUCCCAAUCUGCUAAAGUUACUCGCUGUUUGCAUGACGUCACAAAUGAUGCUGAUCACACAGCUUAUGCCACUCGGCUGUCUGCUCGAUUAUGUGCGCAACAAUCGCGACAAGAUUGGUUCUAAGGCAUUGCUUAACUGGUCCACACAAAUUGCAAAGGGUAUGUCGUACUUGGAGGAGAAGCGACUGGUGCAUCGCGAUCUUGCAGCACGUAAUGUGCUGGUACAAACGCCUUCUAUUGUGAAGAUCACCGAUUUUGGCUUGGCAAAACUGCUUAGCAGUGACUCGAAUGAGUACAAAGCGGCUGGCGGUAAGAUGCCCAUCAAGUGGCUGGCACUGGAGUGCAUCAGACAUCGUGUCUUCACCAGCAAGUCGGAUGUUUGGGCUUUUGGCGUAACCAUUUGGGAACUAUUGACUUUUGGACAGCGUCCACAUGAGAAUAUACCUGCCAAAGAUAUACCCGAUCUCAUCGAAGUUGGUCUGAAAUUAGAGCAACCCGCCAUUUGUUCGCUCGAUAUCUAUUGCACAUUGCUAUCCUGUUGGCAUUUGGACGCCGAAAUGCGUCCAUCAUUCAAACAGCUGGUGAAUGUAUUUUCUGAAUUUGCACGCGACCCCGGUCGUUAUUUGGUCAUACCAGGUGACAAAUUUACUCGCCUACCCGCCUAUACAAGUCAAGAUGAGAAGGAUCUAAUCAGAAAGUUGGCGCCCACAACUGAAGGCCCAGAAGCUAUGGUCGAGGCAGAGGACUACUUACAACCAAAGGUGGCGCCCGGGCCCAGUGGUACGGAAGACACGGAUGAGGUGCCUAAACUUAAUCGUUACUGCAAAGAUCCGAUGAAUAAGAACUCAUCGUCUGGUGGUGACGAUGAGACCGACUCGAACGCGCGUGAAGUUGGUGUCGGCAACUUGCGACUCGAUCUCCCGGUCGACGAGGAUGACUAUCUUAUGCCCACCUGUCAGUCCACCACGCCCAAUGGUACAACCGGCAGCAACAACAACACCAUCAAAGCAAAUGGCCAUCCCAACGGUGGUAUGGUUAUUGGCGGUGGCGGUUACAUGGAUCUAAUCGGUGUGCCCGCAAGCGUUGAUAACCCCGAAUACCUGCUCAACCCGCAAGCGCUGAGCGUCGACGACGCGCCCAUACCCACGCAAACGAUCGGCAUACCAGUGCUGAUGAACCGCAACGGCGGCAACACCGUGCUGACCGGUGGCAAUGGCAGCGUGUUAAGCGGCCACCAUCACGCACACCACACGCCCACAUCGGCGGCGGCAGCUGCGGCGGCGGCGAACACCAUAGCCGCUCUAACUGCAAUGCACGACAUGAAUGUGGCAGCCAUGGUGGCGGGCAAUGGCGGCUCGGAGCCGACCAGCUCGGACCAUGAGUACUACAACGACACGCAGCGUGAGUUGCAGCCACUGCAUCGCAGCGAGACGCGCGUCUAACCGACAGUGCGUCCGUUGGCCGUCGGUGACUCAGAUGUAGCCAAAGCGAAUGCGGCACGCCUACAAAGCGAACGGUGGGAUGGUCGAUGGUGAAGGUAGAGGUAGAGGGAAGCAGAAAAAGACUGCAACACUGCCGACGUGAACUUAACUUGCCACAAGAACUUGCAACGUGCCUCAUUUACAUACAUACAUACAACAUGCGAGUAUGUAUGUGUGCCACUACGUAACGUAACUGUAAAUACAUAUUUAAGCAAACACAAAGCGAAUGCAGCGAAAUCGAGCGACUUUCGAACGCAGCAAAAGCCGCACACACGAAACGAAGCAAAACAAACAGACAAACUAAU
This is a messenger RNA of Bactrocera latifrons, 5803 nucleotides long. RefSeq names its product epidermal growth factor receptor (gene Egfr). Gene Ontology annotation, molecular function: ATP binding; transmembrane receptor protein tyrosine kinase activity. The transcript is spliced from 6 exons. Gene Ontology annotation, cellular component: basal plasma membrane; signaling receptor complex. The coding region runs from base 1059 to 5459 and encodes 1466 amino acids. Gene Ontology annotation, biological process: protein phosphorylation; positive regulation of cell population proliferation; positive regulation of kinase activity. Lineage: Eukaryota; Metazoa; Arthropoda; Insecta; Diptera; Tephritidae. The record is from RefSeq and is a predicted model, not a curated record.